AUGGAAGCGACGCAAACUACUCACACAUUUAAAGAGCCACUCGCCCCAACGCGAGCACGCUCACGAAGCAUCUGCCUCAGCAUAAAGACCCUCAAAGUCACAGAUGAUUCCGUUUUGCUUGAUCUUUCGAAAAUCACUGGAAUUGAAAACGUUACAGCUACAAGUAUUGUCAACGGAAGCUGGACACGUGAAGAAGACGAGAAAGUCAUCGAGUGGGUUAAGGUUCACGGACCUACAAGCUGGACAAAGUUAGCCGAGACAAUCUCAGGCCGUAUCGGCAAGCAGUGCCGCGAGAGAUGGCACAACAGCUUGGAUCCAAACCUCAGAAAGACUUCUUGGACUCCAGAUGAGGACGACUUGAUCAUCCAGAAGCAAAAGGAAUUAGGCAACAAAUGGGCUAAAAUUGCAGAGUUCUUACCAGGCCGUACAGAUAAUGCUGUCAAGAACCGCUGGAAUUCAGCCCUCAAGCGUCGCAUUGCUGCUGGCGAUGUUUCAACAUCCAUUCAGAUUACAGAAAAGGCUGUCAAGGCUGCUAAGGUAGAAGAACAGCCAAAGGUUGAGAUUUUAGGUCCAAUUACAGAUCUUACCAAUCUCCCUUCAGAACCAAUAUAUCCUACCGAACAAACAUUUACCCCUUUAACCGUUGAAACUAUCGAUAAUGGUUUCGACGAUUUCCCACUCACAUACUCCUCACCAGAGUAUGUUGAACAAGAUCUCCAACCAGAUCUUCUUGGGUUCGAUUUUGAUCUCUAA
Messenger RNA from Trichomonas vaginalis G3, 753 nucleotides. Its product is annotated as RNA polymerase II transcription regulator recruiting protein. The coding region runs from base 1 to 753 and encodes 250 amino acids. Gene Ontology annotation, cellular component: nucleus. Lineage: Eukaryota; Parabasalia; Trichomonadida; Trichomonadidae. The record is from RefSeq and is a predicted model, not a curated record. Gene Ontology annotation, biological process: regulation of DNA-templated transcription. The transcript has a single exon. Gene Ontology annotation, molecular function: RNA polymerase II cis-regulatory region sequence-specific DNA binding; DNA-binding transcription factor activity, RNA polymerase II-specific.